Messenger RNA from Soboliphyme baturini, 345 nucleotides. The record is from the annotation of a GenBank genome assembly. NCBI's taxonomy places the organism in Eukaryota, Metazoa, Nematoda, Enoplea, Dioctophymatida, Soboliphymatidae.
AUGCUAUACUUCAAUGCACCAUUUGACGAUAAAAAGAAUUUGCCCAUAAGAAUAACAAACAGCGGGACUCGACGGAUCGUAUGGGCUCUUAAAUGCACAAAUCUACAAAGACUGUCUGUGGAUCCGCCCGCAGGAGUGCUUGACCCAAGGGAAUCGGUAAGUUUCGGACAAAUUGUUGCUGAAGUUCUUACGUACGCGAUUGGUAAUUCACUUCAAAUAGGGAGACAGGAUUACAGUCGAAUGGAAGACGCCCCGGAAGAUGCGCCGAAAAAGUUCAACCGAGAAUAUUUUCAAAGCGACGUCAUCAUAAGGAGAAAAAACCUGCAGAUAUCAUACAAUGCAUGA